Messenger RNA from Thecamonas trahens ATCC 50062, 1449 nucleotides. Its product is annotated as cytoplasmic membrane protein. The record is from RefSeq and is a predicted model, not a curated record. The coding region runs from base 1 to 1449 and encodes 482 amino acids. Gene Ontology annotation, molecular function: protein binding. NCBI's taxonomy places the organism in Eukaryota, Apusomonadida, Apusomonadidae. The transcript is spliced from 2 exons.
AUGGCAUCAGGGGCGGAGGAGCUGCGGGGCGGCAUUGGGGGCGGCAUUGAUGGUGGUAUCGAUGGUGGCAUUGAUGGUGGCAUCGAUGGUGGCAUCGAUGGCGCUGGUGCGGAUGGCGCUGGUGUGGGCUCGGGAUCGGCUACUGCAGGCACGGGAUCGGCUACUGCAGGCACGGGAUCGGCUACUGCAGGCACGGGAUCGGCUACUGCAGGCACGGGAUCGGCUACUGCAGGCACGGGAUCGGCUACUGCAGGCACGGGAUCGGCUACUGCGGGUAUGGAAGCAGCUAGAGGUGCCGGCUUGGGCCUGGCGGCGGCGGCACGGGUGGUGGCAGAGCUGGCGGCGGCGAUGGCGCUGGAGGUGGAUGGCGCCGAGGGCAAUGCCGAUGUGCGCGAGGCGGUGCAGGCGGCGGCAGACGCCGCGUGGUCGGGCGUCCCGGCCGGAGCUGAGAAGGACGCCGUGCGGAGCUUCCUGGCCACAGCAGUCGGCGACGGGUUGCUCGACCCUCGUGUCGUCCGCGUCCUCGGCAUGGUCAACCAGGGCUACGUCGCCCCGGUCUCCAUUGAGCUCAAGCUGCGCCUGGGCAUGGACUAUCUCACUGCUGACGUCCGCGACUCAUGGUCUGUCGCUAUUGCCGUCGAUCCCGCUGCUCGCACCAUCACGGUCACCCACUCCAAGGCCGAGAUCGGCAUUGCUGUCCCGCUCUCGCUCGCCUGGUCGCUCACCUCGGUCGUCGCUUGGUCUGCCGCCCCGGUCCGGGACACCCUCCUCACCACCCGCCUCACCGUCGACGCUCUCGACGUCGCCGGCCUCGAGCCCGCCCACAUUCGCCACAUCCAGGACGCGCUCGGCCCGUACCUCUCGCCCGACGCGUACACCUUGUCGGAGCUCUCGCUCGCCCGCGUCUCAUCAUCGGCCGACCGCCCUGCGCUCUCGCUCAUCAACAAGAGCCUCACCGCGCUCCCGCCGGCCCUGCUCGACGCGCCCGACGCGCCAAGCCUUCUCUCCGGUCUACACCUUGAUCUCAACGCACUGACCGCGCUUCCACUACAGCUUGCAGCCUUUGCCUCGCUCCGCCACCUCACCGCGGUCUCAAACAAGCUCGACGUCUUCCCGGACGCGGUUCUCGAGCUCACAGCGCUCGAGGUCCUCCACCUCGGCUCGAACCCCAUCACCGCCAUUCCGCCCGGCAUUGCUGCCCUCGUCAACCUCACCGAGCUCUCCAUGUCAUACUGCGCCCUCACCAGCCUGCCCAUGGCACUCGCCAAGCUACCGCGCCUCGCAAAGCUCUACGUCUCCAACAACCGGCUCGAGUACAUCCCCACCGACCUCGCCCUACUCGCCAACCUCGAGGUCCUGCACAUCCACAACAACCCGCCGGGCUACCCUUCCGAGCUCGAGGGCCUCUCCGUCGCCGACAUCAUGGCCUAUCUCCGCGCCCGUGGAUGA